AUGGCUAGUGAUGAUGCCGUCCGAGCUGGAAACGGUUCUAUACAUCACGUGAAAAACGGUAAAACAAACGGGUUUCAUCACCACAAAAAUGGACACAAGAGUAAUGGAAAGAAUGGCGAUGCGAAAAAGAUGGCUGAUUGGCAGGAUGAUUUCUGGGAAUCAUUCGAGGAGACUCCAAUCAUUGCUGCCAUAUACACGUAUUUCUGCUUUGGACUGCUCGUGGUUUUUGGACACAUCCGUGACUUUUUAAGAAAUAUUGGACUAGAAAAGAUAAAAUCAUGCACAGAGCCAAAGCUCCCUGGUUUCGUUCCGCUGUAUCAGAGCUGGGAGAGUUUUUAUACCAGGAAUAUAUAUCGCCGUAUACGUGACUGUUGGAACAGACCUGUAGCAAGUGGUGCUGGGGCUGAAUUAGAUGUUGUGGAAAGGGUGUCUAAUGACAAUGGCUGGAAUUUUACAAAUACUGGCAAAACGAUUCGGGUGAUGAAUUUGGGAUCCUACAAUUAUCUUGGAUUUUCUCAAAAUUAUGGUCCAUGUGCAGAUGCUGCUGAAGAAUCUACCAGAAAAUAUGGAAUGUCUUUUUGCAGCAGCCCUCAGCAGUUAGGUUACUCUGAAUUACACAAGGAACUUGAUGAACUUGUUGCCAAAUUUGUUGGCGUAGAAGCAGCAUUUACCUUGCCCAUGGGGUUUGCAACUAACUCAAUGAAUAUGCCUUGUCUUGUUGGUAAGGGAAGUUUGAUUCUGAGUGAUUCGCUGAAUCAUGCCUCAUUGGUGCUAGGAUCCAGACUGAGUGGAGCCACUAUUAGAACCUUCAAACACAACAAUAUGAAUGAUUUGGAGGAUAAACUGCGUACAGCUGUGAUUGAGGGUCAGCCAAGAACACGCCGACCCUGGAAAAAAAUCUUGAUUGUGGUGGAAGGAGUUUACAGUAUGGAGGGGUCCAUUAUCCGCCUCCCAGAUGUAAUCCGACUGAAAAAGAAGUACAAAGCCUACAUCUACUUAGAUGAAGCUCACAGCAUUGGUGCACUGGGACCAAAUGGAAAAGGUGUGGUCGACUACUUUGGGCUUGACCCUCGUGACAUUGACAUUAUGAUGGGGACAUUUACGAAGAGCUUUGGUGCAGCUGGAGGCUACAUUGGUGGGUCCAAGAAAUUGGUGCAGCAUUUGCGAGUGAACUCUCAUGCCGCAAUUUAUUCCACCUCCAUGUCUCCAUGUGUCACGCAGCAAGUCAUUUCCUCUAUGAAGAUUGUGAUGGGACUAGACAACACACUGGAAGGAAAACGAAAGAUUCAACAGCUGAAGUGGAACACGAGGUACUUCAGACACAGACUUCACAAAAUGGGCUUCAUCAUUUAUGGAAACAAAGAUUCCCCUGUGGUACCACUGCUGAUGUUUAUGCCUACAAAAGUUGCAGCAUUCGCACGUAUGUGUCUUGAUCGAGGCUUGGGUGUAGUUGUGGUAGGUUUCCCAGCAACACCCAUCAUUGAAUGUCGAGCCAGAUUCUGUGUUUCAGCUGCUCACACCAAAGAACAGUUGGACAAGGCCUUGGCUAUCAUCAAUGAGAUGGGUGAUCUUCUCGGCCUGAAAUAUUCCACAAUGCCGGUGCCCCCGCACGAUGAAACAGACAUCCAGCUGGUGGAGUGAAGAUGGUAUUCACGAUCUCUCCGUUACUAACUGUGCUUCAUAUGAUUGGACUUCAAAGCUGAUGGUGGAAUGUUGUUCUGUUAUUUGGAUUUUGUUCUGAAGUGAGCUCUUUCUGUAAAUAAAUUGAUCUCACAGUUCAUUCAUCAUUAUAACUGAAUUUUGAUUUUGACAAUUCAAGAGGAGAAGUCAUGGAUGGAAAAUAAGCUUCUUCAUCAAGUCAUCACCAUGUUCUGUUGGAUCUUGGUUUUAUAACUUAAUUAUAACUAAGGUUCUGUUCAAUGGCAACCAGGUCCUCAGACUGACAUCUAAAGUGAAACACAUUCAUUUCUACACCAUUGUAUAUUUGAAAACCGGACAAGACGUCAGUGAAGUUGCAUGUGUCUAUGUGUUCAAUUUUUUUUUUAUCACAGAAUGAAAGACAAAAGUGUUAUUUUUACAUGUGCUUAUUGGAGACACAUAUGCCUUUUGAGUGUGAAUCUGCAUCCUUUGUACUAAAACACACGUGUGGAUUAUCAUAUGUGGCUUUGUGAUGUGUGCACCUGAAGUUUUUAUCUUUAUUUUAACGAGACACAAUUCUUGAUUCUUCUGAAAAUGAAAGUAUCUGAAGUUUUGGUUUGUUGUUUUGCUGGGUAGAUUAAGUUUGAGAAUGAGGCUAGACUGGAAUGUUGGUUGUGAAACGAUGCUGUGAUUAAGGCUGUGUUUGAAAGUGAGGUUGAAAGAGAAUGAGGCUGUGCAUGAGAGUGAUGCCAUUUGAGAAUAAAACUUGGAAAAGUUUAAAAGGGAGAAAGUGUUUGAUAGUUUUAGGACAUAUGUUCCUUACUUUUCUAAGUGACACAAACAUCCCUUGAGCAGGGAUGUACAAAAAUACUGUAAACACUUAUUUUAAUAUACUUUUAUUUUCAUAAUGGCUUUAUAUUAUUGCAUGUUUGCCAUAAAGUAUCGUGAAAGUGGGAAGUGCUACAGCACAGAUCUUGCACUUAAACCCUGCUGACUUAAGGGUGAGGUGCUCAUUGUAAUAAAUUAUAACUACAUCGUGCAUUUCUGGUGAAAUCUUCAUACAAGGUUUGACCUAUGAAUAGUAUCAACCAGAAGUACUAUUAAAGUGUUUUGUACCUUAUUUAUUUAUCAAUUAAUGUUUGUUACUUGUUGGAGCUGUAUGUAGAAAAAUAUAUUUGU
This is a messenger RNA of Ylistrum balloti, 2817 nucleotides long. RefSeq names its product serine palmitoyltransferase 2-like. Gene Ontology annotation, molecular function: serine C-palmitoyltransferase activity; pyridoxal phosphate binding. Bases 1 to 1641 code for a protein of 546 amino acids. Gene Ontology annotation, cellular component: serine palmitoyltransferase complex. The record is from RefSeq and is a predicted model, not a curated record. The transcript has 13 exons. NCBI's taxonomy places the organism in Eukaryota, Metazoa, Mollusca, Bivalvia, Pectinida, Pectinidae. Gene Ontology annotation, biological process: ceramide biosynthetic process; sphingosine biosynthetic process.